This is a messenger RNA of Rhododendron vialii, 915 nucleotides long. RefSeq lists its product as uncharacterized. The record is from RefSeq and is a predicted model, not a curated record. The transcript has 2 exons. NCBI's taxonomy places the organism in Eukaryota, Viridiplantae, Streptophyta, Magnoliopsida, Ericales, Ericaceae. Bases 1 to 915 code for a protein of 304 amino acids.
AUGAGCCACAGUCUUCGUCUCAAGCCGUGGUGUCGUUCCCCGUUGUCCUCCUUUCCGAGCUCCACUGCCUCAAUUGUAGUAAUAAUACUACAAUUGACCUUAGGUAAUCAUAAUUUUUCUGGUUUGAGGCCUAACCUUAACAAAUGCUCUAUCUUCUUCUCUGGGGUUGAUGAAGGGCAAAUUCAGUCGCUUACUGAGAUUUUGCCUAUUCCUGUGGGGACUCUCCCAGUGAAAUACUUAGGUGUACCUCUUAUCACUACUAGACUCAAGGCAAGUGAUUGCUUAGUGUUGGAGGAGAAGAUUCUGGAUUGUAUUCAGAGCUGGUCCAAUAAAGUUCUUACAUAUGGUGGAAGAGCUCAGCUUAUUUUGUCCGUUCUUAGCAAUAUUCAAAGCUACUGGAGUCAAAUCUUUGUUAUCCCCCGGAAAAUACUUAAGAGAAUUGAAAGCAAGCUUAUGGCUUUUUUGUGGUCUGGUUGUGAUCUAAAUCAUAAAUGUGCUCGAGUGAAGUGGAGUCAGGUUUGUUCUCCAAAAGAUGAAGGAGGAUUGGGUUUUAGGAAAUUAAGAGAAGGUAAUGUUGCUGCUAUGCUCAAGCUAUUGUGGGCUCUUAGUAGAAAGGUUGAUUCUCUUUGGGUGAAAUGGGUUCAUACAUAUGUCAUAAAAGAGCAUAAUCUCUGGACAAUGGGGCUGCCUUAUGAUGUCUCGUGGACUAUCAGGAAGAUCUUCCAGCUCAGAGAGGUGUGUCAACCUUUAAUUCGAUAUCAAAUUGGGAAUGGGUUUCCACUUUCUUAUGGCUUGACAAUUGGCACCCUUUUGGGGCCCUUGUAUAAAAGGUUUGGGGAGAAUGUGUGCUCUAACAUUGGAAGAUCGUUGCAAGCUAAGGUUUCCACAAUUAUUAAAGAUGGGGACUGGGCUUGA